Molecule: messenger RNA, 1543 nt
Organism: Perca fluviatilis (European perch)
Lineage: Eukaryota; Metazoa; Chordata; Actinopteri; Perciformes; Percidae
Exons: 6
Coding region: 80-1543 (487 amino acids)
Source: RefSeq, a predicted model, not a curated record
GCAGCCGAGACGGCGUGUCGAAGACAGCUGCCUUGUUUCAGGUGUCACCACAGAGACCCACGAGCUGUACGCCCCCUUCAUGAGGCAGCUGUCUCACUGCAUCUUCGAGGUGGACUCGGGAGAUGCCCGCCGUCUAACUGAGGCUAAGCGGUCCCAGCUGGAGGGGCAGCACGGGAUGGUUGGCCUGAGUGACGCCGAGGUCGUCAGGAGGAUCACCAGGGAGGAGUGGAGGCUCCACUGUCGUCGUCGGACACGUGGAGCCGAGGAGUCGACACUCCUCAUCCAGGAACUCCUCGACACCUUCGGCGGACCAGCCGGGCACAACACCCUGGACAUCCCGUUGCUGGAUGCUCUCCGCAUCCAGGAAAUUUGGAGGACGCAGAGGCCCCACCUCAGCUGCAUCCAGGACCCACCGGGCGUGCAGCUGUACACCCAGACGGGCAGGCUGACAAAGGGCGGAGUCAGCCUGCCCGUUUAUCGCUGCGCGAGGGGCUCCACGUCUCUGGAGUCCUUCCACCUCCACCUCAACCGGUUCAUCCCAGGGACGCGAGCCAGUGCUAUGCACUUCCAGGCGUUCCUGGUCGAUGGACUGGCGAGGUGGAACGAGGACCGCGCAGCAGCAGCUGCACCCCCGGUCGCGGCUGAGGAACAGGUGGGACCUCUGCACUCCUACAGUGGCCACCUCAAGCACGUCCUUAACCAGAAGAGCCAACGGGUGCUUGGCCUUCCCAUGGUUAAGGACUUCACCAAGCCUGCUGAGUACACAGGGGAGCUCAUCGGGGUUGAGUACCUGUACCAGCAGACGGGCAGAGUGCUUGAGGUUGUCAGCUUGGACCCUGACACUCCGGACGAGGCUGCUGCCAUCGAGUCCCUUGGGGAGGACGAGGACGAGGGUAUCGGGGAGGACGUUGAGGACCCAACGAUCUUCGAGCCCCAUACCCUCUCCGCCAGCACAGUGGCAGCAGCUCGGUCAGGUGAUCCAGCUGACGCACCCCCGUCUGAGCCAUCCGGUCCGGCCGCCCCUCAGCGACGUGCCUCUGCCGAGGCCCCAGAAGGUCCUGCUUCCACGCAGUCCUCCUCAGAGUCUGAGGAGGAGAUGGAGGGGCCUGAUGGUCAGCCAGGAUACCAGCAUGUCCUGAGGCUGGCCCAGGCCCUGCUGGAAGCACGGAGCCUUCUGGGGCUUUCUGACAAGAGGGUAGACAGACUCAUCGUGCUCUGGAAUCGCCUGCCAGAGCACGACAGGGGGCGAGUCGACUACCCUCCCAGAUUCCGGGAGAGGCAGCCUAAGGGGCGGUUCAAGGCAGGGAAGGGGAAAAACACCCCCUUCCCUGGAAAGGAGAGUCUCCAACGUUGUCUUCUCGGACCGUACUCGGGCCCUGCAAGCUGGCCCAGCACCAGUCGCCUGGUGGAGGCCAUUUGCAGCCAGCUCUGCCGGCUCUACCCUUCUGACACACGGGUUUUGGGGGUCAAGAGGACUAGGUGGUCCGUCCUCUUGCCGGACUACGUGGCCAUCAAACGGCAGUGCUGGCCAGCCCGAGGCUGA